AUGAAGGACACGGGGGACUCAAAGGACCACCAACUUACUGUUGCCUUGAGGAUCCGACCCCUCAGCGAUGCUGAGCAGGAGGAGGCGGCUACGAUCGUGGCCCACAGAGUGGACGACCAGAUGGUGGUUCUGAUGGACCCCAUGGAGGACCCGGACGACAUCCUGCGUGCCAACCGCUCCAGGGAGAAGACUUACAUGUUCGACGUGGCGUUCGACUACUCAGCCAGUCAGGCGGAGGUGUACCGAGCUACAACCAAAGGCCUGAUUGAGGGCCUCAUAUCAGGCUACAACGCCACUGUGUUUGCCUACGGACCCACAGGUUGUGGGAAGACAUACACCAUGUUGGGGACAGACAAGGAGCCAGGCAUCUACGUUCGAACGUUAAACGACCUGUUCCGUGCCAUUGAGGAAACCAGUGACGACAUGCUGUACAGCGUCUCCAUGUCCUAUCUGGAGAUCUACAAUGAGAUGAUCCGUGAUCUGCUGAACCCGUCUUCGGGUUUCUUGGACCUGAGAGAAGACUCAAAGGGAGUGAUUCAGGUUGCAGGCAUCACGGAAGUGUCUACCAUUAAUGCCCAAGAGAUCAUGGAACUGCUGAUGAAGGGGAACAAACAGCGCACCCAGGAGCCCACAGCCGCCAAUCAGACGUCGUCUCGCUCCCACGCCGUGCUGCAGGUGGCCGUCAAGCAGCAGAGCCGCUGUCGAGACAUUCUGCAGGAGGUCCGCUUCGCGCGCCUCUUCAUGAUCGACCUUGCCGGCUCUGAACGAGCAGCUCAGACUCAGAACAGGGGUCAGCGGUUGAAAGAGGGGGCCCACAUCAACCGCUCCCUACUGGCUUUGGGCAACUGCAUCAAUGCCCUGAGCGACAAAAAUGGCAACAAGUACGUCAACUAUCGAGACAGCAAGUUGACGCGCCUGCUAAAGGACUCGUUGGGCGGGAACAGCCGAACUGUCAUGAUAGCCCACAUUAGCCCCGCCUCUGUGGCUUUUGAGGAGUCUCGUAACACACUGACGUACGCUGACCGUGCCAAAAGUAUUCGAACACGGGUAAAGAAGAACCUGAUAAAUGUGUCGUACCACAUUGCUCAAUACACCAACAUCAUCUCAGACCUGCGCUGCGAGAUCCAGCGGCUCAAGAAAAAGAUUGCUGAUCAGGCGAGCCGCCAGGUCAACUCAGAUCGGGCUGACAUCCGCCACGUCCAGGCUGAAGUCCAGGCCCACUCCAGCCAGCAGAGUCGGGCGGAGAUGGAUCAGUUGAGGGAGCAGCUCUUGGAUGCCUUCCGCCAGCAGAUGGAGAUCAGGAAGAGCCUGAUGGAGCUAGAAAACAGCAACAUGGAGAUCCAGAUCGACACCUCCAGACACCUGCUAACCAUUGCAGACUGGGAGCAGGAGCGGAGCAGGCGCAGGAGGAAAUGGCGUGCAGAAAGGAGAAAGGAAAGUGUCAAUAAGGAUGAAAGUGAGAAGGACUCUGACUCCCCGGAGUCUCCCCCUGACAGCAGUGAGACGCAGGAGGUGGCGAUGGCCCGAGAAAAUCUGGUCACACUCAUGGCCGAACAGAAAAGGAUUCACAAACAGAAGGCGUUGCUCGAGCGUAGGUUUCUGGAGCUCCGAGAUCGCGCCCGUCGCUUGGAGGAGCUGCUGCCUCGGAGGGUGAGCUCAGAGGAGCAGCGCGAGGUGCUGGGCCUCCUCUGCAAGGUCCACGAACUGGAGAUCGAAAACGCAGAGAUGCAGUCUCAUGCGCUGCUCAAGGACAACGUCAUCCGGCAGAAGAACUUUGUGGUGCAGCGCUUCGAGCAGCACAGACACCUGUGUGACGAGAUCAUUCAGCAGCAGAGACGGUUCAUUGAUGACCACAGUCUGCUAGUACCCUCCCACCUCCAGGAGCUGUAUGAUAUCUACAUGAGGGAACUGGAUGAGAGGAAGCUGGACAGAGCCAUGGCCCUGGAUAAGGUGACCACCAAACACACCAUCAAGGAGGGAUCUUUACCCAAGAUCAGCCUGCCCAGUCAGGGUCGCGACAACAUGCAGGACAUGGACUCAGACCAGGAGAGUGUCCGCAACGUGUGCCCUGAUAACAGACGAGGCCAAGCCAAAAUUCGCAGACACACCUUGCCACCCAUUCUGCCAGAGCCUGAGCUGGACAAUAACAGAGUGUUUAAGAGCAGCCCUCACGCCAGGCAGAUGAAAAACUCAGCUGUAAUGACGCCGCCUCCCAUCCACAUUAAUGGGAAAGGCAACAGAGAGCUGCAGCCUCUGGCUCCUGAGAGCUCUCUGAGCUACAGUCACCUCAGCCACAGUGUCAGCAGCCACCUGGACUCGUCACCUGAGAGCAGCGAGGCCGGGGCCGACGUCCCCCUUUCACGAAAUGAGCGGCAGCAGAUCCUAAAGGGCGUCCAGAACAUUGUAGUGAAAGCAGCCCGUCGACGCUCCAAAGCCCUGGAGCUGGACGCUUUGCGGUUACACCCUCCCCCCUCUCCCCUGGACCACAAGAAGCAGAAAAGCAGCCUGUCUUUGAGCGAGGCGCCCCCUAGAGGUUUACCGUUGCGGCGCGGCAGGCAGCCCAGCCCUGAGCUCAGACACGCCACCUCGGACGACAACCUGUCCAGCAGCACCGGGGAGGGACCCGGCCUGCAGGUGACCUGGACGCGCCCACGCAACCGUCAGGUCGCCGCCAAGAACCAAACGCCCAGAGAAGUGGACUUCGAAGCUCGCCGCAAGAAGAGGCGCUCACGCUCCUUCGAGGUCACUGGUCAAGCACUCCCUCAAACCAAGACAACCACAGCUCAGAGGUUCCGCCCUCUGGACAGCACAUCAGACCCCCACCUCCACAUCAACGGUCAGCCCCAGGCUCCUAUGCUUCGUCCCCAGUUCAGAGGGGUCCCUCCUCUUGCCAAAGUCAGGGCACCCCACAACAGCCAGCAAACAGGCUCGAAUGCAGAGUCCUCCACAGCCCACAUGAAUAACCUGAAGCGAGGGCCCCAGCUGCGGCAGCCCCAGCCCCUCCUCUACAUCACCACCACAGGCACUGGGGGCCAGCGCACUCGGAGACACUGAGCCAUCGCCCCCGUCCACCCUCCACACCAGCACUAACACCCAAACCAGCUGAGCCUGAAAGGGAGAGCACCCACACCCACCCUCAGCACAGAUUAAAAUGAACACUUAACCCCUCAGUGAGUGACAUUAGGCAUGAUUGCGAGGCAAUAUGAUGGAGACUUAACCAGACAGGAGCUGGAUACCUCCACACAGGUCUCCUCUGUGCUUUACUGAGCAAUGGCGCUGACAGGCUCUGAAACCUACAAGCCUACAGAUGCCAAAGACUGCUAGACGUACAGUGCGUGUUCUGUUCUGUCACGUGUUUCCCCUUUAAAGCUUGCUGUCGUGCUGAAUUACUUGUUAUCGUCAAGUCGGGAUGGUGUCAAGCUCAUUAUGAAUGCAACACUGUACUAAUGUUUGUACAUUAUGAGUAUAUAUAGUCUGGUAACCUUCAGUACUUGUUAUGAAGGCCAGAAACAGAGACAUUAAGCUAAUGAGGGAUGUUUAUGGGGCUAAACCUCACAGUAAUGAUGUAAAUGAGUGUUGAGGGAUAAAGGAUGAAAAAACAUUGAAAGGAUAUUACACUAAUGGCAGUGUGAGAACUGUAUAAUGAGCAAAGGCCUACCGUCAAAAUGUUUCGGUAUCAGUAUGUUUCUUGUAGUAAGGUUGUUUCAAUUUAAUGACACACAUAUAUUUGAGUAAAAAAAAAUAUACUUGAUCAUCUUGAUUGUUGUGCACUUCUGGAUUUAAACCCAACCUUGUAUUCUCACAUGCCCCAGGUCUAUGCCUUUUCUUACCCAAACUUGACUGUUAAAUGUCAUAUGCUCUGUUUGUGUAGAUAAUACCACAGGUUAGUUGGCUGUAUUUUUAAUGAAUUAUUUAACUGUUGCCUUUUCUUUUAUGUUGUUG
Molecule: messenger RNA, 3942 nt
Organism: Seriola dumerili (greater amberjack)
Lineage: Eukaryota; Metazoa; Chordata; Actinopteri; Carangiformes; Carangidae
Gene: kif19
Product: kinesin family member 19
Exons: 20
Coding region: 1-3054 (1017 amino acids)
Biological process (GO): microtubule-based movement
Molecular function (GO): ATP binding; microtubule motor activity; microtubule binding
Source: RefSeq, a predicted model, not a curated record